Molecule: messenger RNA, 3349 nt
Organism: Styela clava
Lineage: Eukaryota; Metazoa; Chordata; Ascidiacea; Stolidobranchia; Styelidae
Product: AH receptor-interacting protein-like
Molecular function (GO): peptidyl-prolyl cis-trans isomerase activity; protein binding
Source: RefSeq, a predicted model, not a curated record
ACCUAUACGUACAUAGUUUGGUGUUAAAUGCCGAACUUUUCUCCAUGCAGUAACAACAUGGUUACUAUGGUAGAAACAAUUGGAAAAACAGGAAUUAAAAAAAGAGUUAUAUCUGCUGUACAGGGUGACAAACCAAGUUUUAGUGACAAAGGAAAAGCUACUUUCCAUUUCAAGACCAUUCAAAAUGCUCAUGACAUCAAGACCAGAAUUGUUCUGGAUGAUUCAAGAAAUUUUGGGAAACCGUUUGAACUUCUCAUGGGAAGAAGUUUCAAGCUAGAUUGCUGGGAAGAAUGUAUCAAAACUAUGCUUGUUGGUGAAGUUGCUGUGUUUUCAUGCCCAAUUCAAUAUGUAAUCGGAUAUCCAGCUGCUUCAAAAAGUUUGAGAGAUUUGUAUCUGGGCAAGAAUGUCAAGCCAACUCACACAUGUGGUAUGAAUUUGUUGGAUCAUGGACUUGGUUAUCAUGACCUGGACAAAUUUCAGAAGGAGCCUGGACCUCUAGAUUUUGAAUUUGAGUUGCUCAAGUUCGAAGAAUUUGGAAAUUAUCAAAGAGAAUUAUGGCAGAUGGAUGGAAAUGAAAUGGCAGAUGUUGUACCAAAAGCUCAUGAGGAAGGCAACAAAUUAUUCAAGGAAAAGAAAUACAAAGAAGCAAUGGAAAGAUAUGCGAAUGGCAUUGCUUGUCAACACAUUCAGAUGAAGGAGAGACCCGGUACUCCGGAUUGGUGCUCAUUAGAUGAAAAGCAAAUUCCAUUGUUGCUGAAUCAUGCUCAAUGUAAUCUCUGCAUGGGACUUUAUCAAGAAGUUAUCACCAAUUGUACUGAAGUACUGGAAAAAAUUGAUGGUCAAAAUAACUUGAAAGCAUUUUCAAGCGAGGCAAAGCGUAUGCUGCUCAACUGGAUGAAAAAGAAUGCCGAGCCGAUUUCGAUCUUGUUGUCAAACUUGAUCCAACGUUAGAAAAAGAUGUGAAAAGAGAGCUUAAAAAACUACAUAAAAUGCAGAAGGAACGAGAUUCCGAUUUAUCUUCACAUUUAAGAGGCAUGUUUGUCGAUAAAAAAUGAAAAAAACACUUGCAAAACAGCUAUUGAUAUUAAUCAAAUCCCAUUUAUAUUGAUAUCCAAUGUCCAUUUACUGAGAAGGAAAUGUUGCUUUUUCUGGCCUGCAUAUUAAAAAGACAUUCCAUGUGAACCAUUUAGCUUAGCGUAAAAAACAAUGAAAUUCAUAAAUGCUUUUUUGCCAGUACAUUUUACUUCAUUGGCAUAUGCUUUUCAAAUGUAUAUUCCUACUGCAUGAAAUAUACUCUUCAAAAGUUUUUCUACAAAGAAUUUGUGACACAUUUUUGAACUAAACUUAAUCCAUUUUAUGAUGCCAGUAGCGCAUUUUCAAGCAGUUACAGCAAUUCAUCUAAUCAUAUUUUGGAUGGAAAGUUUAGAACUACAUUGUGCUUACUUUACUUCAUGAAAUGAAAUGUUUUUUAGUUUUUACCACCAAUAAACUCUCUUUAUAUAUAUAAUCUUUCUAUCAUCGGGAUUGUAUUUACCUGUAGUCACAUUUUGCAAAGACAAUCCUGAAUAAGCGAUGCUUUGGAACGCAAGUAUACUGCUUUAUCAUCUAUUCUGACUACCACUUUCUACUGUAAAUGACAAGGGCUAAAAGUAUGGAAAAUAUGGAAUUUAUUGUGAAAUAUAUUAAGAAAUUGGUUUUAAUAAAAUAUGUAAUUUUAUAACAUGACAGUCCUAAAUAUUAGAUUUUCUUAUAUUUGUUACAGUGGAACACUACAUAUAUCAAAAAACGAUUUUGUAAUCUAAUUGAAAAUUGUGAAAUGUUUUUAUAACUGUCCUUUGAGAACUUGUGUAUAUUUUAAUACUUUUACUUACUCUCACAAAUUUGACUGAUUUUAUCUUGUAUUUAACUAUACUAUAUCAUCAAUUGUACUGCGUAAAGUCAAGUUUGUCAAAAAUGAAUGUCAUAAUUGUCAUUUCUUUCAACUUUCGUUCAAUCUCGAUGGAUUUGGCUUCUGUAUUGUGUCAUAGAAAUAACUCUGCCUUUAUUUAUAUUAUCUUCUGUACAGACUCGCAAUUGUUUCAAUGUUAUUUUUUUCUUGCCUGUUUUCUGUAUUGUUGCAUACUUUCAUUGUACGGUCUUCUCUAGUUCUGCUAAGAUUGUUUCCUAUUUUUAUUGGGGUGGAAGAUUGAAUUCAAAAUGAGGAAAUCAAUGAUAAACUAAUUUUGUUCUGUUACACAAUCUUAUGUCCACUCACAAUCUUGGAAAAUUUUUAUUAAUCUUGCUGAGUUAGAAAUGAGAAUAAGUUGCUGGCGUCUCAGAUAUUUGUAAAACAAGGCAAUAAUUUAUUCUAUAAAGAAAUUUGUGUAUUAUAAUUUUGGUCUUCAAAAUAUUCUUGAAUCAAUUUCUAUUUCUCCAAAUUUGUUUAUGAACUACCUUAAGCGUGCAUGUAACUCGGCCAUUUUAUAUGGGAACUAUUAUAUUUUAAGGUAGAAGGCUUACGACUACUAAAGAAAAAUUGGAGUUUAAAAUAAUGACUUCUCAAAAACAGUAAUGUUUAGUUUACCAACAAUGAAUUUAUUCUCUUUCAUGCAAAUGAAUUAUAAGAAGAACUAAAUUUUUAUGAUAAAAAUUCACUGAUAUUUUCAAUACUUGAUAUGAAAUAUUAAAUUUCACCAUUUUAUUAGUGCAUGACCAAUUUAUUCUUUGAAAACAUUACUUACUUGUCAUUAAUGUCCCUUUCCUGUAUUGUGACAAUUCAAUUUGUCUGGAGUUAGCCAUUAAUGGGCACUAAAUUGAAUUGAAGACCCGGCAUACUACCAUGUAUAUUUAGAAAUUAAAUUCUUGUAUGGCUCAUGCUUUUUCAUCGCUAGCCAUUUGUAAACUAAAGCCACACAAAAAAGUGUAUUUUGCAUGUUUUGCUCUCUCGUAUAGUAUUAAUAAGCCAAACUCUUUCAAAUAGAAGAAUCCAAAUUCAUUAACAAUACUCACAAAAAUGCUCUUUGGUGGUUCACCAUGUUGUAGGAGUAUGAUCAUGCGGUAAAGAAAGCAACGAGUCACAGUCUGACCACUUUCAGAUUUUGUUUUCUGUAUUUUUUGUUAUCUCACACACUUAUUGUCGGAUGGGCAGUUUGCAAUGAACUAAAUUGAGAAUCAUUGUCCGCAGAAUAAAUUUGAUUUAUGUAUAGAUUGAUGUGCCAUCAAUAAUUGCUUGUAUCAAUCCCAGAUACAAGUGAUUUUUUGUAAAUUUCACCAUUAGUUAAGUCAGUUUCGUCCAAAAUGCAGUCAGUUUGUACAAUGUUGCCAGAAUUUUUAAUGUUUAAUAUGUAAUAAAUGUACAUCACUUCUAAAA